Molecule: messenger RNA, 3195 nt
Organism: Cottoperca gobio
Lineage: Eukaryota; Metazoa; Chordata; Actinopteri; Perciformes; Bovichtidae
Gene: egr1
Product: early growth response 1
Exons: 2
Coding region: 424-1926 (500 amino acids)
Biological process (GO): regulation of transcription by RNA polymerase II
Molecular function (GO): DNA-binding transcription factor activity, RNA polymerase II-specific; RNA polymerase II cis-regulatory region sequence-specific DNA binding
Source: RefSeq, a predicted model, not a curated record
CCUCUCAGCUCAGAGAGAGCCCUAAGAGCCCACAAGAGCAACCGUUAGAGCAGAGAUAGAUAGACAAACACAUAGAACUCCCUUACUGAGAAAUAUCACAACAAAAGUACAAAGUCAAUUCAAAACAUAUCCAUCCAUGAGGUUCAAAACCUGAUUGGAUAAGUAUUUUAAUACAUAGAUACAAAAUCAAGAUUGAUCUGUUGAUUCAUUGCGAUGGAUCUUAGGGAAUGAGUAUAAAGGAUAUACAACUGGAGAACAAGAGUCACGGAGCAAGACAGAAAACAGCAUCUUCCUCGACAUCAGCAGAAGUGUACAGCUGGGCUAAGUGAUUCCCUCCACCUGCGAGGCACCACUCUGCCAGCGUGCAUCCAGCCUCCCUGCACUUAUCACCAGCCACCAGCGCAGCUCCAGCACCAGCAGAGGAUGGCUGCAGCCAAGACCGAGAUGAUCCUCCCAGCCCUGCAGAUCUCAGAGCCGCUGAGCUUCCCUCACUCCCCCAUGGAUAACUAUCCCAAGCUGGAGGAGGUGAUGAUGCUCAGCUCUGCAGGGACCCCCUUCCUCACCGCCUCCGUACCCGAAGGUGUAGGCUUUGGCUCCGGGGAAGCAGGAGAUCAGUACGACCACCUUGCUGGAGAUACGUUACCUGAUAUCCCCUUCAACUGUGACAAGUCAGUGGGAGAGCAGACCUACCCCACCCAGAGGCUGCCCCCCAUCUCUUACACAGGCCGCUUCACCCUGGAGCCUGCCACCACCUGCAGCAACAGCCUCUGGGCGGAGCCCAUCUUGGGCCUGUUCACUGGUCUGAUGGGCAAUAUUGCCCCCAGCUCUUCCUCCGCUGCCUCACAGACCACCUCGUCCUCCACUUCCUCCUCUUCUACCUCUUCCUCAUCUCAGAGCCUCAGUUCCUCCAUUCACCACAGCGAGCCCAACCCCAUCUACUCAGCGGCCCCAACCUACUCCAGUCCCAACUCUGACAUCUUCUCGGACCAGGGCCAGGUUUUUGCCAGCUCGGCUGGAGGUGUGCAGUACCCUCCUCCGGCCUACCCCAAUGGCAAAACCUGCAACACUAGCUUCCCUGUGCCCAUGAUUCCUGACUACCUCUUUCCUCAGCAGCAGGGAGAGAUCAGCCUGGUGCCCCUUGACCAAAAGCCCUUCCAGAGUCAGUCAAGCCAGCCCUCCCUCACUCCUCUGUCCACUAUCAAGGCCUUUGCCACCCAGACUGGUUCCCAGGACUUAAAGAGUGUCUACCAGUCCCAGCUGAUUAAGCCCAGCCGCAUGCGCAAGUACCCCACACGGCCAAGCAAGACACCUCCUCACGAGAGGCCCUAUGCUUGCCCUGUUGAGACCUGCGACCGUCGCUUCUCCCGUUCUGAUGAGCUGACACGUCACAUCCGCAUCCACACAGGGCAGAAACCCUUCCAGUGCCGUAUCUGCAUGCGCAACUUCAGCCGCAGCGACCACCUGACAACCCACAUCCGCACUCACACUGGAGAGAAGCCCUUCGCCUGCGAGAUCUGCGGACGCAAGUUUGCCCGCAGUGAUGAGAGGAAGAGGCACACAAAAAUCCACCUACGACAGAAGGACAAGAAAGCAGAGAAGGCAGGAGCAGUGGUGGUGACAGCAGCGCCGGUAUCAGCUGCUUCACCUGCCUCCAGCUACCCUUCUCCGAUCACCUCCUACCCAUCUCCAGUGUCUUCUUACCCCUCUCCCGUCACCUCCUGCUACUCCUCUCCCGUUCACACUUCCUAUCCCUCUCCUUCCAUCGCCACCACCUACCCAUCGGUGUCCAUGUCCAGCUCCUUUCAGUCCCACAUCGCCUCCUCCUUCCCCUCCUCAGUCGCCUCCAACAUCUACAGCUCCCCCGUCCCCACCCCGCUAUCAGACAUGCAGACCACUCUCUCCCCAAGGACAAUCGAGAUCUGCUAAGAAAGACUUUUAAUAAAAACUUUUCAUAGUCUCUGUGCACCUCUCCUUCCUUAAGGUUCUUUGAGGGGAAAGAACACAGAAUCAAAAGACUUUGUUUUCCCUUCCAAAAAGCACUUUUCUGUCUGCUCCCUGUGCAGUGUUAGGUGAAUCUUGAGAUUUACCUGAAACAGAGAAAAAGACACAUGUCAAGGACUAGGCAAAGACAAUAGAAGAUAAAAAGGAAUUUCUUUUUGUUUCUGUAAAACAAAUUCAGCACUUCAAAUGCAUAAGGGACUCAACAGAUAGACUGUAGAAACCGGCAUUGACGGGUCUCUCCUAUUAGGUACACAAAAACCAAGAGACACACAGAUUGCCAGUUGUGGCACGUUCGCCCUUGCAGGCACUCAAACAGUACAAAAGACAUUGAAUGAUAUACAUAAGCUACCAUAUAUGUAUAUUGUACAUGUGCCAUGUUCCGUUUUUUAUCAUUCUUUGGUACCAUUGAUGUGAAAAAUGAUUUGCAUAUUUGCAUUGUAUUAUUUGAAGUGAGCAGGGCCAUAUUUUCUACAUACUUUCUCUAUUAUGUAGUGAUGAUGCUGUGAUUCGUUUUGACAUUGUUUGAAAAAAAAAAGCACUUAAGUAUUCAAGCAUGAGUAAGAGUGAUGUUAGUUUCUGUUUGUAAAUAUCAUCCACUGGUACUAUAUUUUUCUCUCUUUCUCACAUGUGACAUAUCGCUCGGUUAUAUGGAAAAAUAGAGAAAAGAAAAAAAAAAAACAUUUAAAAAAAAAAACUAAACAAGACAAACGCUCCCGUUAUUUGGUGCCUUUUUGUGAAGCCUUGCUGAUGUUGUGACUCGGCUGUGCGCGAGAGAGGAUGCACUGCAUCUCGCCUUAAGGGUUGAGGGAAUAUUUUUGUUACAGAAUGUAAGUCAUACUCGGAGGGAGGAAAAGGGACGAGCUAUGAGGGCACCGCUUCAUUUCAUUAGAAUGUAAGCAAAAAAGGAGAAAAACUAUAAAGUAUAUUUUUGUAAAACUUAAGUGUAAAUAUCCACAUCUUCAAGAGCUGGAAUGUUGAAGUUACCUACUGAGUAGGCAUGGGAUUCUUUUGUAUGUUAUAUACAUGCAGUUCAUUAUUUUGUGGUUAUCUUUAUUUUGUAUUUGUGUUUGUUAAAACAAGUGACUGUUUCUGGCUUCUAAACACAUUGAAUGCGCUUAACUGCCAAUGGGAUAUUUGGUGUACAAGAUAUCCUCCCAGAAAUGAAAUAUAAAUAAAAAUAUGAAUAUAUAUGUA